CGGUAAGGCAGUCCCACCGCAUACCUCAAAUAAUGGCCAAUACAAUUCCUUGUAUGAAGCUGAACACUGGUCAUUCAAUGCCUGCGCUGGGUCUGGGUACAUGGAACUAUCGUCUGCCAGGCAUCUACGACGCCGUUAAGACCGCCAUUGAUGUGGGUUACCGCCACAUCGACACCGCCUGGGUGUACGAAAGCGAGGCCGACGUCGGGAAGGCCGUCAAGGAGAAGAUAUCCGAAGGCGUCGUCAGCAGAGAGGAUGUUUUCAUCACGACGAAGCUCGGCAACUACUUCCACGAUCCCGACGAGGUGGCCGUCGGUUUGAGGGAGUCGCUGGAUGACCUCAAGACCAGCUACGUCGACCUCUACCUCAUGCACUGGCCCGUGUCCUUGAAGAAGGCCGCACGUGGGGUUCUAGCAGACGACACGGACUAUAUAGACACAUGGCGAGCCAUGGAGAAGCUGGUGGACGCGGGAAAAGCGCGCGCUAUCGGCAUUUCCAACUUCAACAUGGCGCAAGUGGAACGACUUCUGCAGACGGAUGGUCUGAAAUACAAGCCCGCCAAUCUGCAGAUCGAGAUGAACCCGUACAUCACCAACACGGAGCUCAUGCAGUUCUGCCUUGAGCAGGGGAUAUCCGUGACGUCAUACUCCCCGCUGACGAAAGGCGUGGCGGACUAUCAGGGAGAAGGCACCUUCAAUAUCUUGGAGGAUGACGUAGUGACUAAGGUUGCUAGGCAACACUCGAGGACUCCCGCCCAGGUGGUGCUGAGGUGGACGUUACAGAGAGGCUGCGCGGUGAUGGUGAAGUCGUGUUCGGAGUCGCGGAUCAGGGAAAACUUUCAGAUAUGUGACUUCAGCCUCACGAAUGAGGAGAUGGCGGCAAUAACGAAUCUCAACAUAAAUCAAAGACUUGUGAAGAGGGAUAACAUGAAGUCGUUCCCCUGGUAUCCAUUUUAACACGAAGCGAUGUCCAUGGCCCCGUGCUUAUAAAAUGUUUAGUCUAAACUCAAAGACUAAUAGAGUCCGAUGCUUUAACGCCAUGGCAACGCCAUACAAAUUAAUGUCAUUGAAGAUUUAAGUCGAUACUCUAAUUUAGUUUUAUAAGAAGGGGCCCUGGCCUCUUGCUUAUAAAACGUUUAGAGUCUAGACUCAAGACUCUAAAUUAGAGUUACGGUAUACUUUAACGUCAUGGCAACGUCAUACAAAUUAUAUUCGAAUAAUGUCAUUGGAGCUUUAAGUCAAUAUUCUACAGUUUUAUAAGCACGAGCCCUGGUCUCUAGCUUAUAAAAGUUUUUAGAGCAUACUCAAGACUAAAUUAGAGUCUGAGACUUUAACGCCUUACAAAUUGUAUAUGCAUGACGUUAUUAGAGAGUUGAUUUUAGACGUUUUUUAAGCACGGGUCGUGGUGUUCGUUUCAACGUAAAGUAUGUUUUUUUUUUUUUUCGGUUUUCAUUUUAACAAGGCUGACAUUUCACUCUUCAGGGACGCAGUCUAUGCAUUUUAAUCACGUAUUACAAUGUGUUUAAUAUUAGUUAUAUUGUAUGGUAUGAUAUGAGGUUAUAGUGUAUCAGUGUAACAGUUAUUACUGUUGUUAUGACGAUUAUGGUUAUAUUAUAUUAUGAUUGAGACUAAGUGUGCUUCCAUAAGGAUGUUGAACAAAAGGUCAUAAAAUAUAAUAAUUAAACGUUGGUUUUACUUUGACAGUAAUGUACCAAUAAAAAUUGUACCCCA
Molecule: messenger RNA, 1730 nt
Organism: Gigantopelta aegis
Lineage: Eukaryota; Metazoa; Mollusca; Gastropoda; Neomphalida; Peltospiridae
Product: aldo-keto reductase family 1 member B1-like
Exons: 2
Coding region: 33-956 (307 amino acids)
Cellular component (GO): cytosol
Molecular function (GO): aldose reductase (NADPH) activity
Source: RefSeq, a predicted model, not a curated record